AUGGAUGUCACAGCCGACUCGUUUUCCUACCAUCUCCCCAGGAUCUUAGAUGACCUGGCAGCCUGCUGCUUUGUCUCUCUGGAUUUCGAGUUCUCAGGAAUUGCAACAAAUACCGUUGGGCCGUCGAGGGGCUCACAGAGCCUACAGGCCCGGUAUGCGGAGACCAAACGAGCGGCCGAUAAAUAUCAGAUUUUGCAAAUCGGCUUGACAGUCUGCCAUGAAGACACCGAAACAGCAACGUAUACCCUGAAGCCGUACAAUCUCUAUCUUAGCCCCAUCAUCGACCAGAAGUUAGAGGUCGAGAGGGAUGGGACUUUUCAAAGCGGUGCGGUUGAGUUCUUACUGGCAAACAAGUUCUCUAUGGACUCUUAUUACAGAAAUGGCGUUUCUUAUCUGUCCCGAGAAGAGGAGGACCUGGCCAUCGCCAAAGCCAAAGAAAGACAUGAUCGUACGGUGGUCUGCAGUACACUGGAUGUCAAAGAGACAGAGCACGAAUCAAUCAAGUUUCUCAAAGCUACUCGACGCCUGGUUGACGAUUGGCUUGCUCGCGGUAAUACCCGUGAAGGAUAUCUCAAUAUACCACCACCUAGUCGCGCCAAUGAGUCUCACGAGUCCAAGUUAUUCCCUGCGACCUUGAACAGGUUCCAGAAACGGCUCGUUCAUCAGCUGAUCGAAGCGGAAUAUCCGUCUCUAGUGACGAUUGGCAAGCCUACGUUUGUUCAAAUCAUCAACUACAACGAAGAACGUGAAAAGGCCAUCAAAGAGCAACAGCUAAAGCGCACGCAAGAACGAAUUUGGAGACAGACUGGUUUCAGAUGGAUUGCAGAGGCAUUGGCUGGAGGGAAUUUAUCAAACCUGGAUGCGGGUUACUUUACGGGCAUACUGUCCAGCUCCAUUGCUGUGAAAUCCAAGCAUUCACUCAGGGAGUUUUCCGAGAAGCUCAAGGAAGCAUUGAAAUCCCAUCGACCUGUUCUAGUCGGUCACAACCUUUUCACGGACUUGGUGUACUUUUGCAGAUGCUUUCUCGGUCCCCUGCCAGAUCGAGUGGAGGAUUUUCAAGCAAUGGCCCACGAGCUAUUUCCAAUGCUGAUGGACACGAAAUACAUGGCUACUCAUGAUUGUGGUUCUAUCAACCCCAGGUCUUCGCUCCAGGAAAUCAAUGAUAGUCUGGUGCAACAAGCAACACCUCGAAUCAAUGUACAUCACCAGCAUGGAAAGUACAAAACCCAGCGGAUUGAUCAUGAAGCGGGCUAUGAUAGCUUCCUUACUGCCCAGGUCUUUAUCAAGCUGUCCGCUCAGCUUCGCGAUGGCGGCACAUCCAGGCUUCCUGGACCAGCCCCGAUAGAGCGUGGGAUAUCUACUGCAAGCAAAACCCCCACUGAUCAAAAACCAGAACGAAGCAGCCACAGCCAACAUCUUAAAGACCUUAACACGAGAUUUGAUCUCAUCCAAGUUGAAGAAGACCUGGACGCUCUGGAAAGCGUUCCUCCUAAUGCCGAGGUCUCGCUAGACAGCAGUCCAGAAGUGACACGAAGGGUCAACGCCGGGGAAUUGAUCCCUCGACGAGGAGCACAAUUUUGGCAAGUCUACGGAAACCAAUUGCGACCCUCAAUAGUCGACUCCAGAGUGUGCAAGAGCUGCCAGGAGACCCUAGUCCGUCGCAAUUAUGCCUCGGCCGCAACCACAGCUGAGGCAGAGACCGUUCCUUCAGCGACAUCUACCUACCCCGUCGUGAAGCCGACCUAUACCAUCAACGCCGGAGUGGUUCUCUCCCGCCCACCCCAGAUCACCCGCGACCUGACACAGUUCGAAAAGUCGUAUUACUUCUACCAGAAACGCCUGAACGAGCGAUUGGCUAUGCCUUUCACAAAAUACUUUUACUUCAAGCGCGGAACGCCGGCGGACGAGGACUGGAAGCGGAAAAUCCGGGAGCGCCAGACCCCUGCGCGUGACAUUGGCAAUUACAACGCGUACUCCAAGGAGGCAUGGAACGAUGAACUGUUGGUCGGGGCAGUCGAUGCCGAGCCCGAUCACCAGGUGGAAAUGUUGGUGCAGGACGCAGAGGCUACUGUCAAUGCCACCUCCCAGGAUACUAGCAAGAAGGAAGAAAUCCCCAGACCGUUUCCCCGAGUAACGGAGGCAGACCAGAAGGGAGACCAGAGAAGUCUGAACCGAUUGCUGCAGAGGACACUCUACCUCCUUGUUCAGUCCAAGGAGGGAUACUGGAAGCUCCCAAGCUCCCCGGUUGAACAUGAGGAGACUCUUCGUUUGGCCGCUGAACGUACCCUCGCACAAUCUGCAGGUGUCAACAUGAACACCUGGAUGGUUGGCUACCACCCUGUCGGCCACCACGUGUACAACCUCCGAAGACCCAAGCUCGACGAAGCGGCCGGAAAGGAACAUAUGGGCGAGAAAACCUUCUUCAUGAAGGGUCGUAUUAUGGCCGGACAGGCAGAUCUGUCCGCCAACGUGCAGAACCUCCAGGACUUUAAGUGGGUGUCCCGAGAGGAGAUGGCCAAGUUUGUGUUGCCGCAGUACUACAGCAGCGUCAAGAACAUGCUGGCUGAUCGGUAG
Aspergillus wentii DTO 134E9 is the source of this 2574-nucleotide messenger RNA. RefSeq lists its product as uncharacterized. Gene Ontology annotation, biological process: nuclear-transcribed mRNA poly(A) tail shortening. Gene Ontology annotation, molecular function: RNA binding; poly(A)-specific ribonuclease activity. Gene Ontology annotation, cellular component: cytoplasm. The record is from RefSeq and is a predicted model, not a curated record. The transcript has 7 exons. Bases 1 to 2574 code for a protein of 857 amino acids. NCBI's taxonomy places the organism in Eukaryota, Fungi, Ascomycota, Eurotiomycetes, Eurotiales, Aspergillaceae.